AUGGCCAACAAUGUUUCAGAACGGAGCAAAUCCAAUGCCUGGAUUUGCUCCUACACUGGCGAAAACUAUUUGGCGGAAUUGCAAAUCUGCUAUGACACACAUCUCAGAGUAAUGGACUGCCCAAAUGUAUAUUGGUCCGAUGAAAGAUUGGAGACAGACAUCAGGUAUUUGGAAAAGCUACCAAAAAUGUAA
Cotesia congregata is the source of this 192-nucleotide messenger RNA. Lineage: Eukaryota; Metazoa; Arthropoda; Insecta; Hymenoptera; Braconidae. The record is from the annotation of a GenBank genome assembly.